AGACGAAGACGAAGCAGAAGAAGCAGAAAAAGAAUAGCAGUUUGGAGACGGUUCAAGGAGAAGAAAUAGAGGAGAAGAGUCGAAGAGAAGAUAGAAAGACGAAUUGAAGCCGAGAAGCGGAAGAGGGCAAGAUGGAAAUGUCGAGGAGCCGCUGCUGGGCGCAGGUCGGCCAGGUAAGAGAGAAGCUGCUGCUGGUAACAGCGAGAGGCAGAGAGACUGACAGCUUGCAGGCAGCGAAGAAGCAGCUCGCGGGGAGACAGCAGUGCCGGUAUGCAAAGAAGAGUCUGCUGGGAGUGGCCAAUCGCAGUCUCUCCAGCAGUUCCAGACCCAUACAGCCGAUCAGAAGCAGCGGCAGCAUCAGCUGUGGUUAUGGCGACGGGUUUAUACGCAAGAUAACCGCGGGUGAUAGAAUAAGGACAGCGAUUACACGUUCAUAUACGACCAAGCGAGGUAUAUCGGACACCGAUAGUACCUAUAUAUCGUAUGGCAUCGCAGACAGAUUGUUCACCAAUUGUUCGGAGCAGGCGGAUUACUCGAUAUCAAAGAAGCUGCGAAAGGCCGACCAGGUCCCCAAGGCAGAGUCGGGCGAAGAGAUAGGCGAAGGCAGCGGAUGGUGGUAUGAAGGUGAGAGCAAUCUAUCUGUCUUGUACGGAUGUCUACAGAUGCCUACAUAUGCUAAUGGGUGGAUAAAUGGUAGAACUCGGUCUUCUUCCUACCUUCUCGACGUGGGCCCAGGUCACUUUUCUACACAUGUAUCUCCUCACUGUUCGACUGCGCGGACUCCCCACGCCCGAGGCCUUCCAGGUCUACAACAGAUACCUGUUCGAGCACUUCUCGCAGGCCGCCGAGCGCCGCAUGGUCGAGGUGCAUGCAAUCACGUCCCGCACCGUGCGUGUCUCCUACCUGAAGGAUCUAUUCGUGCAGUGGAGAGGCGCCAUAGCUGCCUACGACGAAGGUAUAGUCAAGGGAGAUGCCCAGCUGGCCGCUGCUGUCUGGAGGAACCUGUUCAAGGGCUUGCCCACGGACCACAAGGGCGAAGAGCUCGACUGGGCCAAGAUCGCAAAGGUCGUCUUGUACAUGCGCCGGUCGCUGGACAACCUUGCUGAAUUCGAAACCCAGGAAGUCAUAUUUGCGUUCAUCCAAGGGGCAGGGCCAGAGAUGUUCUUCAACCCUCCUGAGCUCUCUGUA
Molecule: messenger RNA, 1188 nt
Organism: Trichophyton rubrum CBS 118892
Lineage: Eukaryota; Fungi; Ascomycota; Eurotiomycetes; Onygenales; Arthrodermataceae
Exons: 1
Coding region: 132-1106 (324 amino acids)
Source: RefSeq, a predicted model, not a curated record